UCAGUCUUUUUAUACGGAAACGAAAGGAACAGAAAAACAAUCAACUAGCAAUGUGAGAUUGUUUUGCAGUGUAGGUGAAAUCAAUUCCCAAGCAGAACCCUGAUGUGAAAACACCAUCAAGCAACUGGACAGAUUCAUCAUGGACAGUAAAUCUCCUCAGGGAUCUUCCAGUGGACAUUCAGAGCUCAGAAUUGUGCUCGUAGACAAAUACACAGAAGAUGAUAAGAAUAAAGUGCUCAAAUCCAUCCUGAACUGUGAGAAUCUGACAGGAGAGAGAGUUGGUUUGUGUAAGUUGUAUAAGAGCGAACAUGCAGGAAGGAAAAUCAGUGUUGUUGAAGCACCAGGAUGGCAGAGAGACUCAACACCAGACAGCAUGAAGGAAGAAAUGGUCAGAAGUGUCUCUUAUUGUCCUCCAGGACCACACGUUCUGCUCCUGGUCAUCCCUGUGAAAGCUCUCUGUGAGGAACCUUCAGCUGGGGAGAUGAAAAGCGCAGAGAUGCACAUAGAGUUGCUGUCUGAACGCGCCUGGAAACACACUGUGGUGCUGUUUGACUGUGAUGAUGGACUAGAGGAGUCAGCCCUCAGAGAACACAUGCGCAGUGCCGAGAAAAUCCUGGAGAAGUGUGGAGGACGGUAUUAUGUUCUCCAGAAGAGCUGCUCUCAGAUACAGGAACUCCUGAAGAAGAUUGAUAAGCUGCUGGAGGAGAAUAAAGGAGGCGUCUUCAUCCUACAACAUUACUAUGAACUGAUUCAGAAGGAGAAUGAUGAACGAGAAGUCAGACAGAGACGUGGAAGUUUGUUAAAGAAUCCUCCAAAUUUGAGUCAAAAUCAGGGGGAUUCAGAGAAGAAAGAAACCGUAGAUGCUGCCAAAAAUACUCGUUUGGAAGAUGUGGCCAAAAUCAGCAUGGACUUCAGGCAGUUUGCAGUAAUAUUGAUGUGUGUAGUCUGCGCACUUCUGGGUUCAGUUGCUGGAGCUCAGAAUGGGGUUUUGGGGUCUUUCACUGGAAUAGUCUUUGGUAUCAUUGUUGGAGUUUUGCUUGCAAAUGUCACCCUGUACAUUCACACUAACUUUUAUUCACGUGUUAAUUCAAAACAAACCACAUAAGUCUACACAUACCACAUCGUACGCGAUGCACUUUGUUCUCCACUGAUUUUUACCUUUUUUAUUUAUGUACUUGUAGUAUAUUUGUUUUGCAUUUUAUACACUGCAAGCAAAAUAAUCUUGUUUUUUCCUUUUGCAUACCCCAUUGGGAGAUUAUUUUGCUUGUUUUAAGAAAAAUCUCACUUUAUUUUGACAUUUAUUUGUAAAAACAAGACAAUAUUUUUGACAAUUGUUUGCUUGUCUAUAGAAAAUGCUUCUUGAUUUAAAAUAUUGUAGAUAUUUGGAUUAGAAACAAGACAAAAGUUAAGUAAGAAAAGGACUUUUUGCUGUGUAUACUACAUUAUAUUUAUUCAUACUUUAUACACUCUGUAUUUCCUAUUAUUUAUACCACAUUCAUCUUAAAGUGUUAGUUUUGACAUGAUUGCUGUGGUCAUGCCACAUUUAUACAGCUUUAAGAAGCAUCGCAAGAAAUUAAAAAGUGUUUGUUUUGGA
This is a messenger RNA of Danio rerio (zebrafish), 1594 nucleotides long. The record is from RefSeq. NCBI's taxonomy places the organism in Eukaryota, Metazoa, Chordata, Actinopteri, Cypriniformes, Danionidae.